Molecule: messenger RNA, 1836 nt
Organism: Teleopsis dalmanni
Lineage: Eukaryota; Metazoa; Arthropoda; Insecta; Diptera; Diopsidae
Exons: 2
Coding region: 1-1836 (611 amino acids)
Source: RefSeq, a predicted model, not a curated record
AUGGUAAUCCUUAAAGAAGACAAUGUCCCAGUUCUGCAAUGGCCUUUGGGACGCAUCAUCAAAGUUUACAAAGGCGAAGAUGGGUUAGUGAGAGUUUGUGACAUUCAAACAAAAAAGGGAGUAUUUAAAAGACCGGUGCAUAGAUUAGCUCCAUUAUUUCCUGAAGACGAUAAAUUAGAAGAUCCAACCUUUGGAAAAAUGACUGAAAGAAAAAUCGAAUCAGAACAGACUCAAGAAACUCCAAGGUCACCUCCCGUGUCGCUUAUCGUAAAAAUUCCAUUAAAUCGCAUCAGAAAACCUGAAUCAUUAGUCAAUGGGUUAACUCCAACAAAACGAUCAUGUCUGAACCCCGGGUUGCUGCUCACCAUUAUUACUCUACUCAUUUUGCCACUUGCACUAUGUAGUCCCAUCAAUAUAACAAACUUCAACAACAAACCUGGCAUUUAUUUUGAGCAGCUUAAACCAGUCAAAAUCAUGUCUGCUGAUUGGAAAAUGAUUGUAUAUUUUGACCUUUCCCCAUACCAACAACAAAUGAGCAUUUUAGCUGAUGGAACAAAAAGGUUGAACAAUUUAUGCGACAAGGCAUUGGAUAACACUGCUUGCAAGGUAUUACUCAACUAUUUUGACCGUAUAACGGAGGAACUGCAAAUGGAACUUAAUCUUCUUUCUGUUAAAAAAAGAAUAACAAGAGGAGCUAUAGACAUUGUCGGAAAUUUUGCAAAUUCAUUGUUUGGUGUCCUCGACUCAAACUACGCGGCACAAAUGUCAAGCACAAUAAAUGGUCUUAAAAGGAACGACAAUCACCUGGAACAACUCGUUAAAAACCAAACGUCACUUGUUGAUUCAACUAUCAAUAUCUUUAAGAAGAACCAAUUAAACAUGCAUGACAAAUUUGAAGAAAUUGAAAAGCGCAUCAAUAACUUGUUGUAUACAGAUGAGUCAAUAAACGACAUACAUGUAACACAAAACAUGCUUAUGUUGUCAAUGCAAAUGCUCAUGAUGGUAUCCAACCUGCAAAGAGUUCACUCAUCAAUUAUGGACGUACUAAUCGACAGUCAUCACGAUAAAAUAAAUCCUCUUCUGCUGACUCCACAACAGCUUAAAUUUCUAGCCAUCAGUCCGCAUCAUGAUGAAUUUCGACCAAUGACACAGCAUCAAGUGGACGCAUGCAUAUCGAUAAGUGACGAAGAGUUAUUAUGUCCAAACAUACAAGCAACAUUUCAUGACUCGUCAAACGUCAAUAAUUGUGAAAUUGACUUAUUUAACAAUCAAGCUAAACCAAGAUGCGAUAUGUAUCAGCUCAAGGACACAACUGUAUGGUAUCAACUAAAUCAUCCGAAUCAAUGGAUUUACGCAACCAUAAAUAACAUCAAAAUGAAUGCAGUAUGCAACAAGAAAGCAUUUCAAUUAACUUUAGUGGGCAGUAGUUUGAUUAAAUUAGAACCUGAAUGCAUCAUCAAAAAUGAACACAUUACGAUUCAAGGUCAUCAAAAAAUGGUUACUUCAAUGCAGGCAUCGAUCACCAGAUUGAACCUAUCUGUAGGAUGGACAAAACAAUAUGCGAGCAAUAACAUCAGCGUCAAACCAUUGUCACCCACAAUCCAUGAGCUUGAACUUAUUCAACGAAAAUUAGGCCACAUCCAGAGUUCCAGUUUUCCAACUGAUGCUAUUAGUCCAGGGACACAUAGUCUAAUAACCAGCUACGUUGCAUUAGCAAUGUUUCUAUGUGUCGCUAGUGCACUAUUAUAUAUAUGGCGAAGGCAAAAAAUCACCUAUCAAACACCUCCAAUACCGAUGCCACGACAUCAGCAGAUGACCGAGGAUACAGCAUGUUGA